Messenger RNA from Cyclopterus lumpus (lumpfish), 1313 nucleotides. RefSeq names its product phosphoserine phosphatase (gene psph). The transcript is spliced from 6 exons. The coding region runs from base 220 to 900 and encodes 226 amino acids. Gene Ontology annotation, molecular function: L-phosphoserine phosphatase activity; magnesium ion binding. The record is from RefSeq and is a predicted model, not a curated record. Gene Ontology annotation, biological process: L-serine biosynthetic process; dephosphorylation. Lineage: Eukaryota; Metazoa; Chordata; Actinopteri; Perciformes; Cyclopteridae. Gene Ontology annotation, cellular component: cytoplasm.
GGGGUCUAGUGGGCGGUACCUCACCGGCUUCACUCUGAUUGGUCAAGCACUCAGCAGCGCUCUUUAGUGUCUCAUCAGUAAGUACCUCACCGCAACUUUUCAUAUUAGUCUCGAAGACAUUAGCGUGCAGUGGCAGCGGGACUCGUUUACGGUCGACAGUUGAACAGACUGUGUGUGAAGUGCUCUUACCAAGCAAAGUGGACCGCGCCGAACAGCAGGAUGGCAACUCUUUCACAGAUAAAGGAAGUGUUCCGGAGAGCAGAAGCUGUCUGUUUUGAUGUGGACAGCACCGUCAUCAAAGAAGAAGGCAUAGAUGAACUUGCCAAAUUUUGUGGUGUUGGGGAUGCAGUCACUGAAAUGACCCGAAAAGCUAUGGGUGGCACAAUGACAUUUAAAACAGCCCUGACUGAGCGUCUUUCCAUCAUCCGAUGUUCCAGGGAACAAGUGAACAAACUGAUAACGGAUCACCCACCUCAGCUGACUCCAGGUAUCGGGGAGCUUGUGGACCGUCUGCACCAGCGAAACAUAAAGGUGUUCCUCAUCUCAGGCGGUUUCCGCUGCAUCGUUGAACAUGUGGCAACUCAGCUAAACAUUCCCCUGGAUCAUGUUUACGCCAACCGGCUCAAGUUCUACUUCAAUGGAGAGUAUGCCGGUUUUGAUGAGAGCCAGCCCACAGCUGAGAGUGAUGGAAAAGGAAAAGUCAUCACCAUGUUAAAGGAAAAAUAUGGCUUCAAGAGUGUGGUGAUGAUUGGAGAUGGAGCGACUGAUGUUGAGGCGUGCCCUCCUGCUAGUGCGUUCAUUGGAUUUGGUGGAAAUGUCGUCAGGCAGCAGGUUAAGGAGAAGUCUUUGUGGUACGUGACCAGUUUUGGGGAGAUGCUAAAGGAACUGGAAAAGAUUUAAAGAAGCUAAGAGUACUGUUACUAAUUUUUAACAUUUUAUAUAUUGCAUCUACGGUUGUGCUUGUGAUUCCUGCACAUUUUCCUUCUCUCAAUAGAUUUUUAUAAUGAAUGAAAAUGUUUACAUUAGUGAGACCAAUUUGACCUUCAUGACAAUGUUGCUCUAUUGACUUUUAUACUAGAAGAUACUAAAAGAAUAACACUGUUUGUCGAGGUUUAGAAGAAGAUGAGAGUUUUUGCACAUUUUGUAGUCAACGCCUUUAGGUAAGCUAAUACAACGUGUGCGUAUUAGUAUGCAAUGAGCAAUAGAAAUGUUUUAUUUCUAUAUGUAACCAGACAUGUCAAUAAGUAUUGUCAUGUGAAGAACAUCUGCAUUAAACAUAAGAACAUGCUGUCAAAGAUGUUGAACUGCUUUAA